GUUCUUUAAUUUCACUUGCUAGUAUUAAAAGUACUUAUAUUUAUAUAAUUGUUUAUGCUUUUAAAGUAAAAUACUUAUUUAAAAGUUAAAUAUUAAUACAAAUAGAUAGUAUUUAUCUACUAAUUUAGAUAUAGUUGUAUAAACGAUAUUGUGUGAAAUUCUAAUUAUAUUAUAUCUUGUUACUGUCAAUUUAUACACAAUUAUCAUGAAGUUAUUAAGUUUAUCUAGAUUAUCUUUCAGCAAAUAUUUUUAUUCAAGUUGUUCUGUUAAACAUAUUAUAGAAUCACAACCAGAAGGCAGUAAAAAAAAAAUAAAGGUAAUAUCUUAUUUUCAAUAUUCUAUUAUCUUGUAUAACUGUGUUUAUUUCGAAAAAAGACAAUACAAAUCAAUACCAAUGCACACAAUACAUUUUAAAAGUAUUUUCAAUAUAAUUAAAUUACAAUAGUAAUUUAACUGGUACUUAAUAACUUUUACAUGCAUAAAAUAUUUAUGUUAAGCUAUUAGACAUUUAUUUUAUUUUCAGGGUUGGGCAAAAGCAAUGCGUAAAAUGAAAGAGAACAUAUUUAUAGAUUUGGAUGAUGGUUCUACACAUCACCGUUUACAGGUAGUAAUACCUAAAAAUAAGACUCCUGCUUCAUUAACUUAUGGAUGUUCAUUUGAAGUUGAGGGUGUUUUAAUUAAAAAUCCUAGUAGUAAACUUGAACUGGUAGCAGAAAAUAUUAAUGUUUGUGGGCCUUGUGUUGUUCAAGAUGGUUAUCCAUUCGCCCCUCGUAAGACUUACCAUCCAGAUUAUGUAAGACAGCAUUUACACAUUCGACCACGUACAGUUACAUUCAGUAGUUUACUUAGACUCCGGGAUAAAAUGUCCAGUGCUGUAAGAAACAGAUUUUUUGAAGAAAAUUUUGUAGAAAUAAAUACUCCUGUGUUGUCUUCGAAUGAUUGUGAAGGAGCUGGAGAAGUAUUUGCAGUAAGACCAGAUAGUAAUAGUUUAAUUAAAGAAAUGGCUUCACAUGACCAUCAAUCACCUAUGGAAGCUUACUUCAAUAAUCAAACAUACCUAACAGUAUCUGGACAAUUGCAUUUGGAAUGUAUGGCACGAGCUCUAAAUAAAGUUUACACUUUGGGACCAACUUUUAGAGCUGAAAAUUCAAAGUCUAGAUUACAUUUAUCAGAGUUUUAUAUGAUUGAAGCAGAACAAGCUUUUAUUGACAAUACUGAAGACCUAUUAAAUGUAAUAGAAAAAACUAUAUCUACUGUAGUAAAACAACUACUUGAUGAAUCUGGUGAUGAAUUAAAACAUUAUAGAAAAGUCACUAGUGCUUCUAAUGAUAAUGAUCCCGUUAAUUUAAUUAAAGUCCCUUAUGAAGUAAUAAGUUACCAGAAAGCAUGUGAUGUAUUAAAAAAAGAAAAUAGUUUUAAAAAUCCAAUAAUUAGAGGCAAACCAUUAACUAAAGAACAUGAAUUAUUCUUAGUAAAAUAUAAUGGUCAGAAACCAAUAUUUGUUGUUGAUUGGCCUAAACAUUUAAAACCAUUUUAUACAAAAGCAAAAUUUAAUGAUGAUUCAAUGGUAUGUUUUUUUUUUUUAUUGAUUAUAUAUGUAAACAUACAUCUAAUCUGUAUAACUUAUGUGCAGGUAUCGGCUGUUGAUUUAUUAUGUCCUAAUGUUGGUGAAUUAUGUGGUGGGAGUGUGCGUGAAGAUGAUUAUGAUAGUUUAAAAGAAAAGUUAUCUUUUGUUGGACUGGAAGACAAACUAGAUUGGUAUUUAGAGUUGAGAAAAUUUGGAAAUGUGUCUACUGCAGGUUUUGGCAUAGGGUUUGAACGUUUUCUUCAAGUAGUGUUGGACGUGCAGAACAUAAAAGACACUAUUCCAUUUCCUCGAUGGCCACAUAAUUGUAAAAUGUAAACUGUAAAUUGAAUAAUAAAAAUUAAUUU
This is a messenger RNA of Cinara cedri, 1932 nucleotides long. NCBI's taxonomy places the organism in Eukaryota, Metazoa, Arthropoda, Insecta, Hemiptera, Aphididae. The record is from the annotation of a GenBank genome assembly.